AUGGCCUCAAGAAUUGAGUUUACAAAGAUCAUCCAGCUUGAUGUUAUAUCAGAACAAGAAUCCUGGAGCUUGCUUAAGAGGAAUGCCGGUGAUGUGAUUGAGUCUCCCUUAAUGAAUUCAAUGGCAAAGGAGAUUCGCAAAGAAUGUGGAGGCUUGCCCUUAGCAAUUGUAACAGUUGGGAGGGCACUGAGAGGCAAAGACUUGGAAGAAUGGAAAGAGGCAGCUCUAGAACUUAAGAAAGCUGAGCCAGUGAAUAUUGAAGGCGUGAAUGAUGAUGUGUACAAGUGCCUUAAAUUAAGCUAUGAUUACUUGAGGAAUAAGGAAGACAAGUUUAUGUUCCAGUUUUGCUGUUUAUUUCCUGAGGAUUAUGACAUUCCUAUGGAGGAUUUGGUAAGAUAUGGGAUUGGUCUGGGAACAUUUGAAGAUGUGAGAAUACAGGAAGCAAGAAAUAGAGCUCGUUCUAUCGUCAACAAUCUCAAAGAAUCAUGUUUGCUUUUGAUGAUAGUUAUGACAUUUUUGCUGUCACAUUAUGCAGAAAUUGUAUCAUUUUAA
This is a messenger RNA of Hevea brasiliensis (rubber tree), 552 nucleotides long. Its product is annotated as disease resistance protein At4g27190-like. The coding region runs from base 1 to 552 and encodes 183 amino acids. The transcript has a single exon. Lineage: Eukaryota; Viridiplantae; Streptophyta; Magnoliopsida; Malpighiales; Euphorbiaceae. The record is from RefSeq and is a predicted model, not a curated record. Gene Ontology annotation, molecular function: ADP binding.